AUGUACAGCACGAUUGAAGAACCUAUGUCAUCGGAGGAUAAGUUUCAAGAAUUGGUAGACUCACUGAAACCAAGGACCGCUCACCAAUACAAGACCUAUUAUACCAAGUACAUACAAUGGUGCCAGCUUAACCAGAUUAUACCGACGCCGGAAAAAGAUUCUGUAAACAGUGUCCCCUAUAAAGAGCUACCAAUAUCUGCAGAACUAAUACAUUGGUUUCUAUUGGACACACUGAUAACUGAUGAUAACUCUGAAGAGAGAAAAGAAGAGGGAGAAGACGUUGAUGAGGAGGAGGAGAACUCAUUCAAAAUCGCUACGUUGAAGAAAAUCAUUGGCAGCCUUAAUUUUUUGUCAAAAUUAUGCAAAGUGCACAAUAAUCCAAGUGCGAAUAUAGACACGAAAUAUCUGGAACUAGUCACGAAGCUUCACACCCAUUGGCUAGAUUCUCAAAAGGCAAUAACUACCAAUGAAACAAACAACACUAACACUCAAGUGUUAUGUCCGCCCCUAUUGAAAGUGUCCUUAAAUUUGUGGAAUCCGCAAACUAAUCAUCUUUCUGAAAAAUUCUUCAAAACUUGUUCGGAAAAACUCAGAUUUCUAGUGGAUUUUCAAUUCAGAAGCUAUCUGAAUCUUUCAUUCGAGGAAAGGUCAGAAAUACGAUUUGGUUCCCUCCAGGCCGGUCGAAUGGACAAAGAUUCUAUAGUGUAUCACAAGAAAACUUUCUCAACGGAAAACAAAGACGUACCGACUCGUCACCAACUCGUGACAUUAUUACCCCAGGAUUGUCCCUUUAUCUGCCCUCAGACUACAUUAGCGGCAUACUUAUAUCUAAGGUUUUAUGGUAUACCUUCUGUCUCAAAGGGUGAUGGCUUCCCGAAUCUAAACGCUGAUGAAGCCGGCUCGCUUUUACAAGAUCUGCCCAUCUUAAGAGGCAAGUCGUUGACCACUUACCCCAGAGAGGAAACAUUUAGCAACUAUUAUACCACCGUUUUUAGAUACUGCCACCUACCUUACAAAAGAAGAGAGUAUUUUAAGAGAUGCAACCUCGUUUAUCCAACUUGGAAUGAUGAUGUGUAUAAAAAAUUUUUCGAUGAAGAGAACCAUGAAAACUGGUUAGAACAACCUGAGACUUUUGCUUUUCCAGACAAAAUACCAUUUGAUUUUAAAAGAGUCAUGAAUUUCAAAUCUCCAUAUACCUCAUACUCUACAAACCCUAAAAAGGACCCCCUUCCACCCCCGAAAGAUCUAUUGGUUCAGAUAUUUCCUGAAAUCGAUGAAUAUAAAAGACACGGCUAUGACAAUUUGUCCCAGAAUGCAAGGGACUUCCUAGAUUUAAUGGAACGGCUACGGGAAAGACUGUUGAGCAAUCUGCCCUGGAUUUUCAAGUUUUUCCCCAACCACGAUAUAUUCCAGGAUCCAAUCUUUGGGAAUUCGGAUUUCCAAUCAUAUUUUAAUGAUAAAACGAUACACUCAAAGGGUUCUCCCACCCUGCCAUUCGAUAUAUUACCAGGAUUCAAUAAAAUCUAUAAAAAUAAGUCAAAUUUCUACAAUCUUCUAAUAGAGCCGCCUUCGCAGUUGGCUUUGUCAUCGAGUAAUAAUCCGGAUGCACGCUUUUCUCAAAGGGCAGAAUCAGAAGGCCCCUCUCAAAUGACUCAAGCAGAUACUGAGCAUGUGAACGAGUUAUUAAAACAGCAAAGUUUUGAGUUUGUCCAAUUCCAAACACUGUCCAAUUUUCAAAUAUUAUUAUCUGUAUUUAAUAAAAUCUUCGAGAAGUUAGAAAUGAAAAAAUCCUCAAGAGGUUAUAUUUUACAUCAACUCAAUUUGUUCAAGGAUACGUUGAAUGAAAGGAUCAAGAAAUCUAAAAUUGGCGAUUCCGAUAAAUUCAUCCGAGAUAUUCAGCCCAUCAAAAAGGAAGAAACUGCCAUGAAUGGAGAUGUGCCGAAUAAUGUGCGCCGAUCAAAGAAACCAAAACAAAUUAGACUACUCUCAAUUGCGGAUUCCUCCGACGAGUCCUCCACAGAAGAUUCGCAUUUGUUCAAAAAGGAAGGUGAAUCCAAUAAUGGUGGUGACACAGAUGAAGAAAAUGAGGAUGAGAAUGAUCCUGAAAUGCAAGAACAACUGAAAUCCAUGAUAAACGAACUUAUUACUUCCAAGAUAAGCACUUUCUUACAAGAUCAAAUGGGGCAAUUUGAAUUGAAAAUAAACGCUUUACUAGAUAAAAUUCUCGAAGAAAAAGUCACUCGAAUUAUCGAACGAAAAUUUAGUACAGAUGCCACGCCACUUUCAACCUUGAAGAGACCACAACCACAUAUAACAGAGGAAGACAACGUUGUAUUUGACGUGGAAGUCUCGAAAAAGCCUCGAUUUAGUGGAAAGUAUGCAGAACCUGCAGAAGACAAGUAUAACUACCAACCCAUAUCAAGUACAGCAUCGCCGCCUCUAGAACAAGGCCAACGAGUAGAUAGCCAUACUGAUGAACAACUUUUUAUAUUGGACGAUUCUAUAGAUACCAUAGAGGGUAUUAUUCUUGAAUGGUUUACUCCAAACCCCAAGUACGGCAACCAAUGCGUACACUCGAUGAACAAAUCUGGAAAUAAGUUAUGGAGAACCAAUUGCGAAACUUUAUACAAGGAAAGAAAAUCAAUUGUGGAGUUUUACAUUUAUUUGGUCAACCAUGAGAGCCUUGACAGAUACAAGGCGGUAGAUAUUUGCGAGAAAUUACGAGACCAAAACGAAGGCUCUUUUUCCCGCUUGGCAAAGUUCCUGAAGAAGUGGAGACACGAACAUCAUAAUUCAUUUGAUGGGCUGUUGGUUUACUUAUCUAGCUGA
Molecule: messenger RNA, 2829 nt
Organism: Saccharomyces kudriavzevii IFO 1802
Lineage: Eukaryota; Fungi; Ascomycota; Saccharomycetes; Saccharomycetales; Saccharomycetaceae
Gene: CBF2
Product: Cbf2p
Exons: 1
Coding region: 1-2829 (942 amino acids)
Molecular function (GO): DNA binding
Source: RefSeq, a predicted model, not a curated record